AUGAGCGGCAUGAGACUGCGUGACAGCAUCCGCGCGCCGCUGCGAUAUGGAGAAGACGAAUACGAAACACCAUCACGGACCACGCUACGGCCCGGAUACGAUGACUCCUUUGACGACUCCAUAGAGCUUGGGGAAUCAGGCAGACCACGUCCACAAAAGAGGCGCAAGCCCAACACUGUGCCAUUCAACCCCAACCUGCCACCAGCUGCGUUUCCCAGUUUGAGCAGACCACAGCCAAGUCAUGCGUCCCCCACCUCCACAAAGAAUCACGGCAUUGGUGACAGCCAACAUAAGAUACAGACAAGCGAACUGGCACUUCCUCUCCGCAAUGUUGGGUCGAUGGAAACCGUUGCACCGUCUUCGUCUGUGAUAGAACGAGUCCCGAUGGACCAGCUCGAUAACCACGUUGCCAGCAACAACAUGGACAAUCCGAUAUAUGCGAGGAACGUAAACAUGGCGCGUACGACUUGUGUGGAUGCCCCUCCGGGUUACGAGGACAUGGCCACCUCUCCGGAUAGUGAUGAUGACCCACUGCCAGAUGCGACUCAGGUGCUCCUUGAUGCGAUCCCCAACCCAAAAUGGGGAGAUCUGCACAAGGCGAUGCAGGUUGAAAUCGUCGAAAACACAAUGAAAUACCAUAGCUGGAGACGUGUUUGCGACCUUCUCGGCCUUGGGCCAGAUGAGCGAAAACAGCUCAUGCAGGGUAUAAGGAUUCGCAAUAAACAGAUCGAACGAGAGAACGGAAAAUUGGAGCAAAUGCGGUGCAAACAGCGCAAGGUACUCAUGAAAAUCGACAACAGCGACUUGAAACGUUUCCAGCCGCCACCUCAACUGGUGCUGAAAAGGAUCACUCGAGAGACAAAUCAGAACUUGUUGCUCACCAGCUACACGGACCUCUUGAUGUGCCAAGCCCACGAGGUCCUGAAGGCUAGACAGUACUUGCAUCAGCACGGGCUGCCUCGAAGAUAUGCUGGAAAUUGGGGAGACAGCCUGGUGGUGCUUCGAGAAUCCGAGGACGACUCCCAUGAGCCCGACAAGUUCGAAUGGAAAGAAAACCUGAGAUUCAGUCCACCUCCAAAUGAGAUUGAGACCCCAAUGAAUCCUUUUAUGGACCCUAUCAGUAGUGCCAAGAGGGAUUUCAUUCAAAGCAUUGGUAUGAACGGUACCAUGAACCCGACCAAUCUGGUUCGACGAAACACUGACCCAGGCCUCAUGAUGGACUGGGGAAGGUAUUAUGAACGGAACCAGGACUCAUCGUGGGACACCACAAAGCCUCGACUCGGUGGAAUAGUCAAGGUGAAUGUUGGCCCAGACAUCGCUGCGCAGAUCAAUCGCUACGAGCAAGCUGGUGUUAGGCCCCAGGGAUUUUCCUCUCAUGGACAGGUGCCCGCCAUGCCAGGGUCACCUCCGUCAGACGUUCCGCAAGAAACACCGUCCAAGCCGCCACGGAGCGGUAGUGUCGCCCAGCCCGUUUUCCGGAACCCUGCCAGACCUUUCAGCAGAGUCAUCACCGGAAACCGGUCUUCGGAUGGAUUCAACCCAUCAGAGAGCCAUUUCAAGUACCAACGAAGCAUACAGCAGGCCAAGCUUGAAAAGAUAGAGGCCGAGGCAGAAGCGAUGCGCCGUCGAUAUAACUACCAGCCUACCCUUCGAGUUAAUGGUGUCGGUGUUGGAAUCAGUCCCACACGUGGAAAUCUUCAAACACUUCCCUUGGCUCAGCCAGUCGAACAAAACAUCCCUUCGAGGAUUCUCGCCCGGGCGUACCGUGGAAUGACAGCGAUGAACGUCGACCGCCUCAUGGACGAAUUUGUCUGCUAUGAGCCUAUUUUGAUUCCCGAACAAAGCGAGCCCGAGAAACCCGAGGAAGAACAGCCUGAUGAGCAACCAAGUUCCACUGAUAUCAGCUCGAUCACUGAGAUGUCCAUGGAUGAUGUCAUGCUGGUGCCAACAGAUGGCUGUUCCUCUUCGGAGUAG
This is a messenger RNA of Penicillium digitatum Pd1, 1974 nucleotides long. RefSeq lists its product as uncharacterized. The record is from RefSeq and is a predicted model, not a curated record. Lineage: Eukaryota; Fungi; Ascomycota; Eurotiomycetes; Eurotiales; Aspergillaceae.